GGCUGAGUCAGGGGGAGUUCUCCGGGCGAGCGCAAAGGGAGCGAGCUGCAUGACUCCGGAGCCAGUGACUCUGCCGCGGGCAGGGGGAGGUGGUGAAUGAAGGGGGUGUGUGUGUGCGCGUGCGGCGCUUACAAUCAUCCACUCUGGAACAACCACGAUCUGACUCAGCCUGACGGCAGCGCCGGAGAACUGGCCAAGUGGCGCAGUGGCCGCGUAGCCGCGAGGAGCCCCCGCACCCUUCAGCGCUGAAAGGGGAUCGCCUCGCCCUGCUUGCAGGUGCACGUGCACCUCUGCUGGUGUCCUUAGCGCCGCGCCUCCUAGGCGGCUUCUGCCCUCGCACGUUCCCAAUGGGAUGAUCCCGCUGCUUGGGAAUGUAGCGGGAGGCGUUGGUGUCCUGCUAGAAACCCCUAGAGCGGACCCCGGCUGGAAUACCGCGUUGUUGGCUUUAGCAGAGACAGGUUAAAUCUCUAACAAUGAAGACUGUUGCUGCGUUUACUUCUGGGAUUAUUGUAUUCCUGUUUUCUUUGGUGCAAAGGACCAGUGGACAAUGUAAAGAAGCAGCUAUAAAGUCAGAGAUGAAUGUGAGCAUCAAUUAUCAUCUUCCUCAUUUUAUCACAGAAACACCAAUACAGAAUAUAGUUUUAUAUAAGCAUCAUAUCUAUAUCGGAGCAGUCAACAAGAUCUAUGUCUUAAAUGAAAAUCUCCAGAACAUUUCUGUGUACAAGACUGGACCCGUGCUGGAGAAUCCUGAUUGUGCACCAUGUGAAGAUUGCAAAGAGAGAGCCAAUUUAUCCAAUAGUGUUUGGAAGGAUAAUGUCAACAUGGCUCUGCUCCUAGAAACGUACUAUGAUGAUCAGCUCAUCAGCUGUGGUAGUGUAACUCGAGGUGUGUGUCAACGUCACAUCAUUCACCCGGACAACCCUGCAGACAUAGAAAGUGAAGUGCACUGCAUGUACUCAAAGCAGAGGGAUGGCGAGUCAGACAACUGCCCUGACUGUGUUGUAAGCACUUUAGGAACCAAAGUUUUGGUGACUGAAAAGGACAGAUUUGUAAACUUUUUUGUUGGGAAUACUGUGAAGUCUUCAUUUCAACCACAGCAUGCACUACAUUCAGUGUCGGUUAGAAGGUUAAAAGAAACCCAGGAUGGUUUUGAGUUUCUCACAGAUCAUUCUUAUAUGGACAUUCUCCCACAGUUCAGGGACUCUUAUCCCAUUAAGUACGUCCAUGCCUUUGAAAAUGACCACUUUGUCUACUUCCUAACAGUCCAGCGUGAAUCUCUUGACUCCCAGGCUUUUCACACAAGAAUCAUCCGUUUCUGCUCUUUUGAUUCCGAGUUGCGCUCUUACAUGGAGAUGCCUCUUGAGUGCAUUUUUACUGAAAAGCGGAGAAAGAGGUCAAUUCGAAAUGAGAUAUUUAAUAUUCUGCAGGCUGCGUAUGUCAGUAAGCCAGGUGCAGUUCUGGCCCAUGAAAUGGGGCUUAGCGUGAACGAUGACAUUCUGUAUGGUGUCUUUGCACAAAGCAAGCCAGACUCUUCAGAACCAACAAACAGAUCGGCUGUCUGUGCAGUCUCUGUCCGAACAAUCAAUGAAUUCUUCAACAAGAUUGUAGACAAGCAAAACAUGAAAUGUCUUCAGCACUUUUAUGGGAAAGAUAGCAAAUAUUGUUUGAAAAGGCAAAGGUGCUGCUUUCUCAGGAAAGCCAACUAAUAACGCUCACCUCCAGACUUUUAAAUCAGAUCCUUUGAUUGAAGAGAAGGCUGCCCAUCGGUCACUAGUGUGGCAAGAGAAUGUACUGCAUACUCUGAAAAUGCACAGCCCAAACUUCUAGUAGUUCAAUGAACAGUUUCUAGAUGUUGACCGGUGGAUUGAAUUUUUUUUUUUUUAUGUCUCAGAUUUGUAAAAUGCCUUUGAAUGUCUCUUAAAGCAUGUGAACAUUAAUUAAAUAACAAAAUAACAGUUUUUUUCAUAUCAGGCUGAAGCCAGUCUCCAACCUUGCCUCCUUCAAAGUUCCUUCCCAUCCCCUCCGUUCCACAAAUGAUGCCAUCCUUUGUCCCACUCCUGCCUCUGACCCUUCUUCCAUCCCAUCCCCUAUGCUUGGGACACUCUCCCUAGGUCUGUUUCUAAAGUCACCUCCUUCUCCUCAGUCACACCCCUCCUAAAAACCCACUUUUGCUGUGUCACCUAUAAGAAGCAAAAUGAACAAACAUAAUAAUGUACUGCAUCGUCCAAACGGGCACAUGUGCCUUACUGCGUAACCACAUUGUCUGAGAUACAGUCAUAGAGUUUAAGGCCAGAAGAGACCACCAGAUCAUUUAGUCUGACCUCCUGUACAUCACAGGGUACUGAAACCACCC
Messenger RNA from Trachemys scripta elegans, 2353 nucleotides. RefSeq names its product hepatocyte growth factor receptor-like. Gene Ontology annotation, molecular function: protein binding; semaphorin receptor activity. The record is from RefSeq and is a predicted model, not a curated record. The coding region runs from base 474 to 1706 and encodes 410 amino acids. Gene Ontology annotation, cellular component: semaphorin receptor complex. Gene Ontology annotation, biological process: regulation of cell shape; negative regulation of cell adhesion; regulation of cell migration. The transcript is spliced from 3 exons. Lineage: Eukaryota; Metazoa; Chordata; Testudines; Emydidae.